CCCGAGUAUUUUUGAGUGAUGGCUGUUAUAGCCACUGCUCGCGGCUUCGCGCCAAAUACAAAUCAUGGCAUUUCAUUUCUUGCGUUGAACUGUGGCUGGAAAAUUAACUAAAUAUGUCGAACGUGUGGUUAUGUAGUAUUUGUUUUGUUUUCUCAGCACUGACGCUGAAGGCCUUGUUAAGGCAUAUUACUUUGCAACAUGCAUCCCAUCCAAAUUUUAAGAUUAAAUGUGGAAUCAAUGGAUGCCCAGAGCAGUAUAAUAAAAUGAAUUCUUUCCGAAGACACAUUCAUCGGAAACACGAGGAGGAAAUGUCUGCUGCGGAGACAUCCAAUUUGCUGCCAAACGACAGUCAGGGAGACAACCAUACACCUGAAAUGAGUAGCAACAACUCUUCGGAAACGUCGACUGAUACUGAUAGCGAGGAUGACAACCCAACUGUUGAGGUUGAUGUCAAUCAAACUGAUAAAGCUGUAGACCUCAAGCAAUGUUCUGCUCAGUUCUUGCUUAAACUUCAAGCACGGUCUAAGAUACCAAAGCUUGAGUAUGCCUUAAAAAAGAUAGACACAGGAAGAAAGAAAUAAUAUUGGAAUAGGCAAUACAGAAAUACAGAAAAAAAUAGGAUAAACAAUUGUUGCACCUUACAGUUUUACAGCAGCACUAUAAUUACAGCAAGCUACAGUGUAAUGUUGAAUGGGAUUGUGGAAAGUACUAGCAACUUAAUUGAGCAAGUAAAAGAACACCUAAAACAAAAGGUAUUGAAUUGUGUAGAAAACGGUGCUGACAAAUUGACUGAGGAAUCCGUUGAAGAAAUUUUCAAUUCUUUCGAGGACCCAUUUAGCAAACUUAAAACAACUUACUUGCAGUCUUCAUUUUUGGAAAGCAGCGUCAACUUUAUCAAACCAAUCCAAUAUGUCCUGUCCACUAGAAUCACAUAUAAAAACAAGGGCUCAAAGCGUCUUAUUUGUGAACAAGAUGACACAAUGGUGUAUAUUCCCAUUCUUGAUAGUCUACAGCAACUCUUGUCAAAUUCAAAGAUAGCAGAUGUUAUAACCGCACCACGCCAAGUAUGCAAAGAAGGUUUUUUAUUUGACAUUUGUGACGGUGAAUGUAUAAAGCACAAUAGAAUCUUCAUAGAGCACCCAAAUGGAUUAAUAAUUAUUCUUUACCAUGAUGAGAUUGAAGUCUGCAAUCCGUUGGGCACACAUGUAGGCAAGCACAAAAUCGAUCUUUAUUAUUAUACACUUGGAAACAUUGGCCCCAAAUAUAGGUCAAAGCUUUGUGCCAUUCGGCUACUGGCUAUUGUGAAGGCUAAAGAUGUUUCAAUGUACGGUCAGAAUAAGAUUUUAACCCCAAUAAUUAAUGACCUACAUACACUGGCAAAUGGCUAUACAUUUGUGGUAGGUGGAAAUUUUAUGGAGUUGUUUGGUGGCGUAGUCAGUUGCCUUGGUGACACCGAAGGGCAGCACCAGUGGGGAGGAUUCAAAGUAAAGGUUGGUUUUUCUCACCAGAAAUGUCGAAAUUGUUUAUGUACAUUUCUAAGCAUGCAAGAGAAUUUCAGGGCUAGCUGUUUUACUGAAAGAAACUUAGUCCAGUAUCGUCAACACUGCGAAGAUAUUGAAACAGCUCCAACAGAAGAAAGCAGGAAAAAUCUGGUGACCACAUAUGGAAUUAACGAAAGAAGUGUAUUGAGCCGCUUACCUCAAUUUGACAUAACGAAACAGCUUCCCCAAGACAUAAUGCAUGUCCUUUUGGAAGGGUCUGUUCAAUACGAAGUCCGCUAUGCAUUGCAAUAUUUUAUUGAUAAUGGAUCUAUAACAUUGCAACAAUUGAACAGUACGUUUUGCCAACUUAAGCUUGGGUACCAAGAUGAAGCUAACCGUCCUCCGCCUUUAAGAGAAACAGUGUUUAAUGGCCAAGAGAAAUAUAAACUGAAACAAACGGCUGAACAUGCUAGAAUCUUCUUGAAGUAUUUGCCCAUUUGUUUGAAGAACUUCGUUGCUAAUGACUGUCCGCAAUACCAGCUUAUAUUGCAGAUUUCAUUGAUUGUUCAGAUCUGCUUUUCACCAGUCAUCAGUGUUGAAACUAUUAAAGAAUUGGAAACUUUAAUCGAAGCAAACCUCAUCCUCUUUAAGGAAGUGUUCCCAGGUGUGAAUAUUACCCCCAAAAUGCAUUAUAUGCUCCACAUACCGCAGCAAAUUGUGUAUCUUGGUCCACUUGUAAGGCACUGUUGUUUACGUUUUGAAGCCAGGCACCGUUAUUUCAAAGACCUGGCUCCACUACAGAACUUCAAGAACAUUUGCCUCUCUUUGGCAGAGCGAUGCCAGGUUGAUGAAUGUGCAGACUUUGAAACCCAAACACCCUGCCAACACCCGUUAUUUAAGUCCGAAAAGGUUAUUGGUCCAUCCAGUAUGGUGACAGAUAUGUUGAAAGCCCACUUUUUUCAACGAAUUACUGACUGCUUGCUUUACGCCAAUCCUGAAAGUUUGACCAACGUUUUUACAUGUAAGUGGAUUCAAUUGCACGGAACAAAAUAUGUUCCCAAUAAGGGCUGUAUCAUUGCAGUUGAUGCUACUUUUACAAGCAUGUUGCCCGAAUUUGGAAGAAUUCAGAGAAUUUGGCUUGCAGAUGAAGAUACUAUAUUUGAAUACACACCUUUGAAAACAGUUGAAUUUAACGAUGGCCUUCUGUCUUAUGAGGUUGAAGAUCCUGGAGAUGGUGUUCCAACAAAGUUCUGCUUAUACGCAAGUAUGUUGGAUUUUAACGUAUAUUCUACACUGAAACAGUUUGAUUCCACUUUCAUUCCUACUAAGUAUGACCUGAGGGAUCUAAUAAGACUUCAUGUUGUUGGGGAGAACCCCCUGCAUCGCUAAAUGCAAUUAUAUACUUUAACUUUGAACUGAUACAGAACUAUACUGUAGUUAAAUCGUUUAUUAUAUACAGCUAGUAUAGGUCGCAUAAAAUUGAUCAUUCGAUCACAAAGCGUAAUCUAAGAUUAGUUGGGUUUGUACAAUAGAAUUAUAGUAUCAGUUUCAUGUUGGAUUCUAUACACUUCACCUUUAAC
Molecule: messenger RNA, 3061 nt
Organism: Dendronephthya gigantea
Lineage: Eukaryota; Metazoa; Cnidaria; Anthozoa; Malacalcyonacea; Nephtheidae
Exons: 4
Coding region: 684-2870 (728 amino acids)
Source: RefSeq, a predicted model, not a curated record